Molecule: messenger RNA, 1228 nt
Organism: Cuscuta epithymum
Lineage: Eukaryota; Viridiplantae; Streptophyta; Magnoliopsida; Solanales; Convolvulaceae
Source: the annotation of a GenBank genome assembly
UUUAGUGUAUUUCUCUACAGAUUGCAUGAAAAGAAGAUGAUCAAACUUAAGUCACCAAACUUCCAUGUAUCAAGGACUCGACUAAUUAUAUACAAUCUUCCAAAAUCAAUGACUGAUAAAGAGCUUAAGAAACUUUGCUUAGAUGCAGUUACUUCUCGAGCUACUAAGCAAAAGCCCAUGAUCAGGCAGAUAAAGUUUUUGGAGGAUACUAAAAAGGGUAAACUGGUAGUCAAGAAUCACUCUCGUGGAGUUGCCUUUGUUGAGUUCACUGAGCACCAACAUGCACUUGUGGCUCUCAGAGUUCUUAAUAAUAAUCCUGGGACUUUCGGACCAGAGCACCGUCCAAUUGUAGAGUUUUCUAUUGAUAACGUCCAUACACUGUUGCGCCAUAAAGAGAGGAAUCAAGUUCAGUCAACUGGGUUUCAUCACAAGAUGGAAAAAAGUAAUGUUGACCCAAAUGGCUCUAAACGUAAGACAGAAAAUUCACGAGAAAGUGAAAAGUCAAGAAAGUGCAAAUCCAAAAGUAUUUGACUUAGAUAGGAGUAAAUUAAUCGGAAAGUUCUAAUAUAGGAGUACUGUUUAAAUAUUUACCUAAAUAGGAGUACUUUGCUGAGUCGCCGUUUUUUAUUCCUAAACUACCCCUGUUUAUACGCGCGCCUCAUUCAACACCAAAUUAAUUCCCCUUAGGUGCGCCGUCUCUUCCUUGCUCUGUAAGUUCGUAGUUCUGAGAAGCUUCUGUACCUGUGAUCGUCGUUCAGCAGCUACACCAUAUCACACAUGAUCUAUUGUUUCGUUCCAAUUGGGAGAAUCUUCUAUUGAAUUUGAAGCUCCGUAGUACGUUACUCUUAAUUUCUACUAGCUCCGUAAUACUCUGCUUCAAAUCUCGAAGAAUUUACGUCUGCAUGUUUUCUGAAUUGUUUUGCAUAUUUUCGUUACUUUGAUUUAGCUAUUUCAGAACACAAACUCCAAAUUAAAUUCCUGUUUGACUCCAUCCUUGAUCUCAUCUAUGCUUCUACUUGAUCGUUACUUUGUUUAUAGUUCUGUACUAUGGCUAAAUUGUUUUGCGGACUUAGAUUUCUGUUCAUUAGGUACUUAAGUAUACAUAUUGAUUUCGUUGCUUUUCAGUAUGUUCUUCAUCAAUUAUCUGCUGUAGUACUCUGGUUUUUGUGAACUUGCUUCAACAAUAUAGUUGUUAUUGUUAAUUAAGUUAAUUCAUUAUAGAUAAUCU